UUGCGGGUCGCCGGGCACGUUGACUUCGACCAGCCUCUUCCAACACCCGCACCCUCCUUACUACUCGUCCACUUCCUGUAUAGUCAUGGUACGUGUCUGUUACACCGUGACGAUCUCACCGUCUGAUUCUGCACAUCAAGUUACCUUUGUCCCUCCUGAAUGCAGCGCAAAAUAAACCCAUGUUAGUCGAGCUGAAGAACGGGGAGACGUUCAACGGCCAUCUCGUCAACUGCGACAACUUCAUGAACAUCACGCUGAGAGAGGUGUACCAGACGAGCGCAGAGGGCGACAAGUUCUGGAAGCUGAAGGAGUGCUACAUCCGCGGCAGCACGAUCAAGUACCUGCGAGUACCAGAUACACUGUUGGAUGCAGUGAAGGAGGAGCAGAACCGCGCAAGGGAGGCGGGCAGGAGCGCACGAGGAGCGCACGUCAGCGGUGCGAACAACCGAGGUCGUGGUGGAAUGCCACAAAGAGGACGAGGCGGAGUACGCGGAGGGCCAAUGCGCGGGGGCAGGGGAAGGGGCAGAGGGAUGUAACGCGCGAUGUACCACUACAUAUUGUCCGGGUGAGCCGUUCAUGUUUCACUAUUCUCCCUCGCUUCCUGCG
Messenger RNA from Fomitopsis serialis, 606 nucleotides. RefSeq lists its product as uncharacterized. Gene Ontology annotation, cellular component: U6 snRNP; P-body; spliceosomal tri-snRNP complex. Gene Ontology annotation, biological process: mRNA splicing, via spliceosome; P-body assembly; spliceosomal snRNP assembly. Gene Ontology annotation, molecular function: U6 snRNA binding. The transcript is spliced from 4 exons. The record is from RefSeq and is a predicted model, not a curated record. Bases 180 to 536 code for a protein of 118 amino acids. Lineage: Eukaryota; Fungi; Basidiomycota; Agaricomycetes; Polyporales; Fomitopsidaceae.